This is a messenger RNA of Penaeus chinensis, 1101 nucleotides long. RefSeq lists its product as uncharacterized. The coding region runs from base 1 to 1101 and encodes 366 amino acids. Lineage: Eukaryota; Metazoa; Arthropoda; Malacostraca; Decapoda; Penaeidae. The transcript has 5 exons. The record is from RefSeq and is a predicted model, not a curated record.
AUGCACCGAGCCAAAUGCCGUCCUGAGGUCGAUAGUCAAUUAACGAUUCCCGCCACCGACCGGCCUUCGAGAGACUCAAUAGUCGGUGCAGUGGCUGCGACUCCUUCCGUCAACAGUAUCAUGAGCUUUUUAAUGACUGAUGCAGUGCCGUGUGUCAUGUGUCAGAGUAGCUGUGUCAUCUCGAUUUACAUUCAUAUUCCACUGCCAUGCUUCAUAACACGGUGCGAACUGGGUGUGGUCAAGGGGGGGAGUGAGUAUAUAAAGCCAAGCACUCCGUCCCAUGACCACAGCUCUUCCUCUCUCGGCCUUCACAGCAACACCAAGAUGAGACUGAUCGUUUUAUCACUGUUGGCAGCAACAUGUUCCGCGGCUCCGCAAAUCUAUCAGACGGUGGCAGGAACUGUGGUCAGUCCCCAGUGGAACCUCCCAGCUGUUAUGAAGAUUCCUGAACCAGGUGUAAAUUUAGGAAUGGUAUUAUCCGCCCCUGCCCCUGUCCCUGUUGUCAAAGCCGCCCCUUCCUUUGCCGUCGUCGAAGCUGCCCCUGUAGCUGCGGUCCCAGUUAGCCCGGUGGUCAAGAGUGCAACCAUUGUAGCUCCUGCUGCGCCUGUGGCAGUUGCCCCUGUAGUUAAGAGCGCUGUCCCUGUGACCGUAGUGGCGCCACCUGAGCCCCUCAUGGCCCCUGAACCCCCCAUGCCGUCCCUCAGCGUCCCUCAUGUGGGAGGCCAAUUCCACACUCAAGACGAGGCUGGCCAGUACACCUUCGGCCACUACGGCGGCCCCAACACCCGUGUGGAGAGCAGGGACUCUUUGGGUCGUACCUCCGGCAGCUUCGCCUACGUGGACCCCGAGGGGGACGUCCAGGUGAGAAAGUACGCCUCCGCCCCCGGUUCUGGCUUCAGGGUGGCCGCCUCUGACCUCGUCGAGGACACGCCCUGCCGUGGCACUGGUCAAGUCCGCCCACGCACGUGCUCACCAAGUUGCUAUGUCGUUGGCAGGAAAUCCCGCUGUCACGCUAGUCUAAUCUGCAGACAAGCCCUCAUCAGUAUACCAUAUAUCUUUGUAUAUAUUUUUCUAACAAUAAAAUGCACCAUGUAUGAAUGA